Molecule: messenger RNA, 2215 nt
Organism: Solanum lycopersicum (tomato)
Lineage: Eukaryota; Viridiplantae; Streptophyta; Magnoliopsida; Solanales; Solanaceae
Biological process (GO): protein ubiquitination
Cellular component (GO): cytoplasm
Molecular function (GO): ubiquitin protein ligase activity
Source: RefSeq, a predicted model, not a curated record
GUUCUUUAGAAUUUGAUUCCUUUCUCACUUAUGACGGUUCUGCUUCUGCAAUUCCAAAUGAUCGAAACUGUGUAAAAACGAGUAGACAGUGAAAGACAGGAACUGUCAUCCGUUGAUCUUGCUGCACUGGAAAGUCACUUAAGGGUGUGUUUGGUAUGGAGGAAAAUGGAACAUGCAGAAAUAAGUUGGUUUCUUAUUUAUUUUUCUGGUGUUUGCCUCCGUCCAUCUUUAAUUGUCUAAUAUACUCUUUUGGGAUGUACAAUCAUAUUUGUCAAAAUUUAUAAACAUAAUUUAUCAUUUUGUGUCUACUUUACUAUUGUCCAUUUUUGGCAACACUUGACAUGUUUAAGACCACAAAAUUAAAGGGCAUUUUGUUAUAUUUGGCAUAACUUUCAUUUAGAACCACAAGAAUUGAAAGUCUUAUUUUUUUUUUCUUAAAAUUCCGUUCCAAGUCAAACUAGGUCAUUUUUUUUUAAACGGAGGGAGUAGUUAAUAAGGGUGAAUUAGGAACUAGGUGAUAAACUAUUCAUUGAUUUUUCAUACUCCCUCCGUCCACAAAUGUUUGGCAGGUAUACUAAAAAUAGAUGUCCAAAAUUAUUUAGCAAUUUAAACAAUCAAGAAAUCAUUAGUUAUAUUUUAAUAAUUUUGCCCUUAAUUACUACUCCAUUUUGUUUACUUGAAAAGUUAUAUAGAUUUUUGAUAUUCUUACUUAUAUUAGUCAAACUACACAUUAUAUUAAAUUUUUCUUCAGGGCAGUGCAUGACCUACAAACAAUUGUGGACGAAGGGAGAAGUACUACAUAAACAAAAACGAGCAUUUCUUAAAAAAAAAUAUUUUUCAAAAAUUUUGAUCGACGAUAAAAUUUAAGAAUGUUUUCCUCCGUAUCAAACACACCCCAUGUUAAAUGAUAAAAAGCAUCUAUCUCCAGAUCUAAGUCACUUAUACCAACUACACAACACACGGCCAAGAACAUGAUUCUUUGCUUCUCUAUUACUUUAAUCUGUCACAUACAAGCAAGCACCUUUUGAUUGAGAAAAAGAAUAACAUUUCACCUCAACACACAGUAUUAUAGUAGUAAAUUAAAGAGAAACUCAAAAAGCUGCUAUAUAUCAAACAUGUUGUGCCAUUAAUUCUCCCAAAACUAAAAUAAGAACACAGAAAAAUUUACAAACAUGAACAGCAACAGGCCUCAUAAUUUUACACAACAUGGAAAUUGGAGCAAUGGAGAGUGGCAUGAUCCUAAUUCACAUGGACCUGAGUACAUAUGGCAACCUAUUAUCCCUCGUCCUCCGCCUCCACGAGAUAUCCCUCAGAAUCCUAGACGUGUCGUUCAUGAUCCACCGUUGCAAGUAACAGAGAGACCAUUUCUAGUACCUACUGGUGCAACAAGUUAUCCAUAUCCAGGCCAACCACGACGUAGGCUAACUCAUCCUCCUGUUCGCGUUCUACUCCAUAACGAUGAUGUACCAAGACAUGGAUCAUAUCAGAGACCAAGCCAACUUCCAUUCGAUUCUCCUCCUCCUCCGUGGUUUAUGCAGAGCAAUGAAACGUCGAGGAAUGAAUCAAAAUUGAGCCCAAAUGAGCAAAAGGCAGCCUUAAAUAAACUCAAGAAAGAAAUCUACAAUCCUGUACAAGCAAAAGUGGCAAAACAAGUGAACCUUUACUUUAGAGGCUUGAACAAUACUACCACCAACGAAUCGAUCAAGGACAAAGAUGAGGAUGGUAAAAGAUGUUCGAUUUGCUUGGAAGAUUUCGAGCCUAAAGAGAUUGUGACAGUCACACCAUGUAGUCAUAUGUUCCACGAAGACUGCAUCGUUCCAUGGGUGACAAAUCAUGGCUCGUGCCCUGUCUGUCGAUUUGCUAUCUGUGAAAGAAUGAAACAGGACACAACAGACUCAUCGACGACAAGGACUAGUAGAGCUACAAACACAAUGCCACCACAUGAAUUGAUGAUGGAAAGGGACCUGAUUACUAUAAUGAGAGCAUUUGAUGAAACUUUUGAAUUGGAUCAAAUUAGAUCCUUUCUCCUACCAAGAUUAACAAGAGGUUAAGUGUAUGUUGCUUAAGCUAUUAAGCUAAUGUAAUUUUCCUUUGAUUUAUUCACUUUCUGUUGAAGCAGAUAAUACUUGUAUGAAUACACAAUGACAACAUGACUUGAAUAAAAAAAAAUUGUCUCUUUCACAACUUGAUGUAUGAUAAGGUGUAGAUUCUACUA